AAUCUCAAGCGCUUUAUGCGUGAAUUUUCUAUUGAAUCAAUGCGAAGUAACGCGGACCCAUUGGAAAGGCCUGUACAUCUGGACGGUCUGUUAUUGGAACGUGAUGGUGAGCUGAACAAGGAGUUCCGUCAAGAGAACAAUGACGGCGCAUUAUCAUUGGAAGAACUUGAGGAGCGUAUCAUUAACAAUACUAGAGCUCAUCUGGAAGAAGCGGUCAUGGAAGCUCAAUCUCAUUUCAAUAUUGUAGACACAAACAAGGACGGUCAGAUAUCAUGGCAGGAGUAUGAACCACACUACCUCUCUAACGAAUCCCCUAAAGAUGGACACGAACACGAAAGGGUCGACAAUAUUGGUAAAGUCAAGCGCUCAUUUCUGUUUGAUGAUUUUUGCAUCAUUAAUUUGGCUGCUUUCAUAGUCCGCGAUUUGGCCCGCAAGCGAGCGAGGGCGGCGCUUGCCCCUUGUUUACAACUGAAUCUUAAUCGAUAUCGCCGGACGAGUAGUCCCCCGUCGCUCGCUCGCGCGCUCGAGGGCCAAAACGCGGACUAUGAAAGCAGCCAUUCAUUUUUCAUCUACGAAGACUUUUUCAAAGAUUCCGUCGCUGACGCUGUGCGAGCCUUCGAGAGUGCUGAUCUGGACAAAGACGGUGCACUUGACUCUAAAGAAUGGCUAAGGUAG
Molecule: messenger RNA, 675 nt
Organism: Haemonchus placei
Lineage: Eukaryota; Metazoa; Nematoda; Chromadorea; Rhabditida; Trichostrongylidae
Source: the annotation of a GenBank genome assembly